This is a messenger RNA of Aureococcus anophagefferens, 540 nucleotides long. Its product is annotated as expressed protein. Bases 1 to 540 code for a protein of 179 amino acids. The record is from RefSeq and is a predicted model, not a curated record. NCBI's taxonomy places the organism in Eukaryota, Pelagophyceae, Pelagomonadales, Pelagomonadaceae. The transcript has a single exon.
AUGGCGCCGCAGCGCCUCGACGAGGCCGACGGCUUCGUCGUCGAGGACGUGACGCCCGAGGACCCCGGGCGCGCCGAGCCCCCGGGCGCGCUCGGCGCGUCCGUGUGCAAGCACGGCGAGAAUUCCUACUACUACGCGCACGGCGCGACGGACCAGAGCGUGAAGGUCGACACGGCGCCCGUGAAGCUCGAGACGUCGGCGCGCCGCGAGGUGCCCAUCACGGAGGUGCGCGAGUUUGGCUUCGCCGAGGAGGACGGCGGCGCGAAGAUCUCCGUCUACGUCCCCGCCAAGGGCGCCGCGGCCAUCGCCGACGACGACGUCACCCUGCUCUGGGACGACACGUCCGUCGUCCUCCGCUUCUGGCAUCAGGGCCACAAACGGCAGCUCGACCUGCCCGGGCGCAAGGGGCCCUUCAUCCGCACGCGCGGGCGCAUGGACUGCAAGGUCAAGAAGUGCAAGCUGAAGAAGAAGCCCGACAAGCUCGUCCUCCUCGUCUACCUCGACCUCCACCCGGAGACGGACAGCGAGGACGACGCGUAA